This is a messenger RNA of Tremella mesenterica DSM 1558, 1785 nucleotides long. RefSeq lists its product as uncharacterized. The transcript has 15 exons. Gene Ontology annotation, molecular function: transmembrane transporter activity. Lineage: Eukaryota; Fungi; Basidiomycota; Tremellomycetes; Tremellales; Tremellaceae. Bases 1 to 1785 code for a protein of 594 amino acids. Gene Ontology annotation, biological process: transmembrane transport. The record is from RefSeq and is a predicted model, not a curated record.
AUGGCAUCUGUUGUACCCAGUCUUCGUCGAGGCGGUUUGGGAUCUCCAACUUCGUUUUCGUCGACAAAUCACAUCAUGUCGGGGCUUCAAGAUAGCGACUUGGGCGUCGAUACCGUUAAAGCAGACUACAGCUUUUUUCGCACCACAAAAUUCAAAAUAUGUUUCUUAGCAAUGUGCAUAAACGUCCUCACCUUUGGCUUGGAUGCCUUUAUCAUAGUAGUAGCUGUCCCACGUAUAGUGAGCCAGUUCGAUUCUCUGGAUAAGGUGGAAUGGCUCAACACGGCAUUCUUCAUACCUUGCGCCGGAUGUAUUCUUAUAUAUUCCCAAAUCAUGACAGUAUUCUCCCCAAAAUGGAUCUACCUGGGAGCGGUGGUCGUCUUUGAGAUUGGAUCAGCAAUCUGCGGUGCCGCACAAUCGAUGAACAUGCUUAUCGUGGGAAGAGCAGUGGCAGGUCUAGGUGGUGCAGGUCUAUGGAACGCUUCAUACCUCAUCGGCGGUGAACUGAUCCCUUUCGAAAAACGCGCCGGAUAUUUCAGUCUCUUUGGAGUCAGCUUUAUAGUAGCAUCUGUGAUGGGACCACUGGUUGGCGGUGCAUUCACCGACAUCGGGGCUGAAGGCUGGAGAUGGUGUUUCUACAUCAAUCUGCCGAUUGGCGGUGUCGCCCUUGCUCUACUGGCCCUGACUUUACCCAAAGUCCGCUUAUUCCCACGAUACGACGGUAAACCUGAUGGCCGUAGUCGGUUCGUUCGUCUUCUAACCCUCGACUGGGUGUCGACCCUCUUCACGAUUGGCUUUGUCACUUGUCUCGGAAUUGGGACCCAAUGGGGCGGCGUGACCAAGGCUUGGAAUGACGUGGGGGUCGUAGUGAACCUGGCUCUCGCUGGGGCGUUCGUGAUCCUAAUCAUCGGCUGGAGUUUGUUCCUCGGAGACAAAGCAAUGCUUCCACCAAGUCUUCUGAGACGUAGACAUAUAUCAGCCGGCGCUUGGGCAAACUUUUUUGCUUUCGGAGCAGUCGUGGUCUACCUAUACUACCUCCCAUUACAUUUCGAAGCGAUCGAUGGUAAAAGCGCCGUCCGUGCUGGGGUCCUCUUGCUGGGGGUACAGUUGUCAAUGAGUCCCUUCCUGAUCAUAGCUGGAAAGCUUGCCGAGAGAACGGGUAUUGCCAAAUAUACCGUCGUCGUCGGGGGAGGUUUGAUCGCCGUCGCCUCGGGCUUACUCACCACAAUCUCUCCUGGCUCAGGGUUAACAAAAAUUAUAGUUUUCGAAGUCAUCAGUGGUAUCGGGUUUGGUUGUGCUCUCAAUAUCAUUGUCGUGCUCGUACAAGCCGACUAUCUGAGUGAACCUCACAUGAUCCCUCAUGCCACCAAUACAAUCAACUUUGCUGGUUUCUUGGGUCGUAUUGUUGCUAUGAACACGGCCACAUCUGUAUUCCAAAACAAGCUCGGUCAAGGGCUCAAGGGUCUGACUGAUCUCCCUGUCUCACUCAUAGCUGAAAUCUCUGCCGCUCCCGAAUCUAUCUGGUCCGCCAUUCCCGACUCUGUCCGUCCCGCCGUGCUUGAUAUUUACUCCAAAUCCAUCAAUAACGUCUGGUGGUACUGUCUCGCCUCAGGCUGCAUGUGUAUCCUCUCGGCCCUGUUGAUGCGCAAUCUCAACAUCAAAGAAAUCGGUCUGGCCGCGGCCAAAGCACGCGAAUUGGCAGGCAGUCCGACUUACGCCAUGGAAACAAAACGGGAAGUGGGCAUUGAAGAAUCAGCAGGAAGUAGUAAGACAGAUCUCAAAGAUUGA